Messenger RNA from Daucus carota subsp. sativus, 2110 nucleotides. RefSeq lists its product as uncharacterized. NCBI's taxonomy places the organism in Eukaryota, Viridiplantae, Streptophyta, Magnoliopsida, Apiales, Apiaceae. Bases 344 to 1909 code for a protein of 521 amino acids. The record is from RefSeq and is a predicted model, not a curated record. The transcript is spliced from 10 exons.
GAACGUAAAAAUGGGGAUGCACUCAUCAUCCUCCUCAUUCUCUCCUCUGUUAUAAUAAUUAAAUUUACAGGAGCGGAGAAGAGAAAGGGUUUUAAAUCUGCAUUUCAUACCCGCUUUCGUUACAUAUUACUCUCAAUCUCUCUCCCACUUUAUAUUUUUUUUCUCGUUUUCAUAUUAUUACAUGGUUGCAGAGAGAUGUGGGAGAAUCCAUAUUACAUUAUAUGUUAUCAUAAUACAUCAUCAGUUGUUCCAGGAUCUCUCUUCUUCUAACUUAUUAAUCAAGUUUAUCAGGCGUCGGUUAAUAUACUUGUGUUAAUCUACAUAUCUAAAUUUGCCGAUCAGUAUGGGUGCUUGCUCUUCAACAUUGCCUAAAAAUCACAAGACUCGAAGUAUCAUCCAUCGCCCUCCGAAGAAGGUUGGUGGUAAGCUAUUGAAGAUUGUUCGAAGACGGAAAAGGAAAACUGAUGCUCCUGUCAACGACUUUCUUCACACAACCACCACGUGUAGAAGAUCUGAGGUUUCCAGUUCAUCAUAUCAUCUAACACAGUAUCAGUGGCGUCAUAAACAAAAUGAUGGAAGUGUAAUUUGUCAGGAGGAAGCAUGGUUUGAUACGAUAAGCAUCUUGGAGUCAGAUACAGAUGAAGACUUCAGCAGUGUACACGAAGACCUUCCAAGUGGACAAGUUCUCCAAUAUGAAACAUCAUCAUGCUCUGUAGAUAGGAAAUGCUUGUACGAAGAAAUCCACGAAAAAUUGAUGAAAAUCGAUAAUGGUAAAACAGAGAUGUUGGUGGACAGAGAUGGAAUCAAGGAUUCAGAUGGAUUUAAACUUACAAAAAACUACAAUGGAGUGAAAGAAGAUCAACGUGAUUGUGAAGAUAAAAAUCUAGAGAACAUGAAGAGAUAUAGCCUCUCUCCAUUAGAGCCUGUGAAUUUUAAUGAAAUUAUCAUUAACACAUCACAUCCAGGUCAUCAAUCUCAAAAAAGGAAAUCAAAAGUUAUCAGGCUUUCCUUCAAAAGAACAUCUAUUGAUGGAGAUGAAACGACUGAAAUUUGUGAAUCAAAAAAAUUCUUUUAUCGUCCGAAAAUAGGAAACUUGAUUCCAUUUCGUACAGAUGGAACUCCAGGUUCUUGGUCAGAGAUUGAACCUUCGCAUUUUAAAGUACGUAGUGAUACUUACUUUAGAGAUAAAAAGAAAUCCCCUGCUCCAAAUAACUGCCCAUAUAAACCACUUGGCGUGGAUCUCUUUGUUUGCCCAAAAAAAGUUGAUCACAUUGCUCGACAUCUUGAGCUUCCUUCUGUGAAAGCCGGAGGAAAAGUUCCUCCACUUCUUAUUGUCAAUAUUCAGCUUCCUACUUAUCCUACUGUAAUGUUCGGUGGUGAUAGUGAUGGGGAGGGUUUGAGCCUUGUGCUAUACUUCAAACUUUCAGACAAUUUUGAGAAAGAUUCUUCUUCUCAAUUCCAAGAAAUGAUUAAGAAAUUUGUUGAGGACGACAUGGAAAAGGUUAAGGGGUUUACAAAAGAGUCCACGGUUUCUUUCAGAGAAAGACUGAAGAUUAUGGUUGGAGUUGUCAAUCCCGAUGAUAUUGUUUCAUGUUCUACUGAAAAAAAACUUAUUAAUGCUUAUAAUGAAAAACCAGUCCUAUCACGUCCACAACACAAGUUCUAUCAGGGAUCGAACUAUUUUGAGAUUGACCUCGACAUUCAUCACUUCAGCUACAUAGCCAGGAGGGGACUAGAGGCAUUUCGAGAACGCUUGGCAAAUGCAACAAUGGAUCUUGGUUUAACAAUUCAGGCUCAAAAACAAGAAGAACUGCCGGAACGAGUACUUUGUUGUCUCAGACUCAACAAGAUUGAUUUCAUCAAUCGAGGUCAAAUACCAGGAAUUAUUGCACUUGACGAGGAUGAUUAGGUUGGAUUGUGGAAUUUUUAAUGCCUCUUUUGAGCAAAUUUCAUAUGUUACUUGUGUCCGCAACUGAGCUACAACCUUGUAUAUGAAAAGAAGUAAGAGAAUCUCAUGUACUUGUACAAUAUCAUGUAAUGAGAAUCAGACUCAUCUUGAUUUAUCAAUUAUGUUCACAAUUAAAUCAUAUAUAUAUCCAACAUAAUACAG